Messenger RNA from Physella acuta, 7625 nucleotides. RefSeq lists its product as uncharacterized. The record is from RefSeq and is a predicted model, not a curated record. Gene Ontology annotation, biological process: cell-matrix adhesion. Lineage: Eukaryota; Metazoa; Mollusca; Gastropoda; Physidae. Gene Ontology annotation, molecular function: calcium ion binding.
AUGAAGUUUACAGCCAUUCUGUGUGUUACUAUAUGUAUAUUUGGAGUGAUAUGUGCUUUGGAAAGAAACAAAACAAAUAGUGAAUAUAAUAAUGAUUUCGACGAAAGGAACAUUUCAGCAAGUAAUAUUGAGGCGCUAAAGGAUCUUCUAAUGAGAGAUAUAGAAGAAGAAUUCAAAAACGAUUUCUUGAUUCAAACAAAUACAAACAUCAGUGACAUGAUUGACGAAGAUGACUGGGAUAUGGAAACAGGGGAAACAACUGUAAACGCUACAGUUUUAAUGCAGAAUGAAAGUAUUAGCAAUUCAAGCAUAGAACUGGGAAACCAACACCUACUCUAUGGGAACCUGUCCGUACUUUUAGAAGAGGCAGCGAGCACCAUAGAAGAGAAAUCAGUUAUAAACGCGAAUGAAAGUAAGAGCAAAGAAAUUACAGGUAUUGGAAACCAGCAACUGCAUGAGGAUUUUACAGAAACGAUGAACACCACUUUAAACAAUACAGGAGUCAGACGGAAUAAUUCCAACACACCAAGUGAGGAGAAACUAGAUGUAACAACUAGGAAGCCAUUAUGGUCAGAGUUGUUAGAUGACGUUACUGUCGAGGAAAUAUUUAUAGAAAUUACAGCUAAACCAAAACGUUCGAGUAAAACAUCCACCACUACAGAAACAACAAACCAAAGGUUCACAGAAAUGGAUGAAGACUUAAGCCAUUACAUCAAAGACAACUUACAACAUGGAAAUCUUGUUUCUCACACAACAAUGAAACCAAGCAACGACCAAAGCUAUAUUACAGAGUAUUUUAAAGGCGGUCUCCAAUCAACCACUGCAUACCCUAGACCAAGCAAUCCUUGGGAAGAUAAAUUACAAUUUGUUCCUGUAGCUAAAGAGUUAACAACACAGAACCCAAAAGCACGUACCAAAUCCGUUAAACAUCAAAAUAUCAAGGGAGGUAAAGCAAGAUCAAGAAAAGUUUAUGUCUACGAGACAGACAAAGACGAUGAUUUGAUGGUGGCUAACAAGGAAGAAGAUGAAUAUAUUCUUGUGAAGUAUAACAGUGGGACCGUACGGGUUAAACGUUCAUUUGAAGACUACAGUGGUUCAGGAUCAGGAUCGGGAGCAUUAGCAGUGCGCGGUGAACUAUGGAUUUCUCCUAUUGUUAGAGGAAAUGAGUCGAUAAACGGAACGUCCGAGAACAAUAAACGCAAGCAACUAUUGGCUUUAUCGCUUAAGACAUACCUGGACCCAUACAUUAAAAGAAUGGCGUAUACACAUUUGACCUAUACGUAUUUUGGAGUUGAUAUGCUAAGAUCAAGUACAAACUUCACCAUCGUAGAGUUUGAAAUAUACCUUUUUGAUUCUGUACACGAAUACGACAAUGUGUUUGAUGCUGAAAUCCGGUUGGUAAUAGCCAAGGCCUUGAUCAACAUGAGAGUAAUAGAUUCAAAUUACAAAGUCGUAUUAGCACAGUUAGAAAAUGUCACGAAUAAUAUGCAAGCAGUUAACUGCAUAACAUGUGAGACGUACGAAAUAUGUGAGCCAGUAAACGGCAACAUGAUUGAAUGGCACUGCAAGCCAUCUGAGCCACGAGCGUAUCCAUACGGAGUUCUGUCAAUGGAUGAAACAUUACCUAGAAACAGAGAAUUCGCCUCAGCAAAAAUUAACAUAGAAGAUUUUAUACCUUAUGAAAACACAUUAUUUCAACACAUAUGGAUUUCUGUGAAUGGAUUGAUAAGUUUUGGAGAUGAGUAUUCCAGUUUCACGCCUCAACGACUGCCAGUGUUAGAUAAAAAAGGAAAUCCUCGAACUCUGUUAGCUCCGUACUGGACAGACCUUGAGCUCAAAGAUGGUGAUGAGGGACAGGUUUAUUAUCAUGUUUACAAGUGCUGGCUAGAAACAUCCUCUAAAGCAUGUGAAAGGGCCAAGAUCGACAUUGUUAGAUAUGCUAACAUUUCAACCUACACUGCGACCAUUGUUAUUGUAGUCACAUGGGUUAAAGUGCCCGUCACAGGAAAUACGAGAAACGAGCGUGUGUCAUUCCAGUGCGUUAUUGCAACCGAUGGCUACACAACCUAUGCUAUUUAUCUAUAUAUGCAAGGAGCUAUGCAAUUCAAGCCAUUGUCUGCAAGGAAUGUUGAGGUUGGGUGGGGAAAACAAAACUUCGAUACAUCCAGAUUGUCGUAUUAUAUGUUUGACAGAGUUCUGGGAAAUACAGGAGCCCCUGGCCAAUGGUUUAUCAAAGUUGGAGAAAAAGACAACUAUAAAAUGAUGUGUAGAUCAUGGUAUCGAUCAGCCUCUGUUGCUGAAUUGAUUGCUAUCAAUAAUAAGAAUAUAGAAAUGCCAGCAUGUCCAUGUAAUGAAUUGGUGGCCUACAAUAGUCCACUUUGGGUGCAAACCACACAUGUCCAGAAUCAAAGUCACUGUUUUGAUUUACUGCCAUAUUAUGGUGAAUUUGGAAGGCGAUGCUGCUAUCGUAUGGAUGGGAGUUUCAGUCUUGAAACCAGAAAGCCACAAGCAGGCAGCCUUCAACGCAACAAUGCUUUCAAUUCUUUAAUACACAAUUCUAGAGAUCACCAACUGAAUGAUAUUGAACCAAAAAAUUGGUGCUGCUAUCAAUCUGAUUUAUGUGAACUAUACUAUGAAUUAAGACCAACUGUACAAUGUAUUGCAAGUAGUUGGGUGAGGGGAUUUUUGUUUGGUGACCCUCAUAUUUUUACUUUCGAUGAGCGAUUUUAUAUUUUUAAUGGCCUUGGAGAAUAUAAAAUAUUGGAGAUAGAUGGCAUUGCAAAGGACAGAACUGACAUCAAUUUUAUGAUGCAGGGUCGGACUUGCAGUGCAUUAAGCAAAAAUGGAACAAAAGCAAGAGCUGCAGUUUGGUGUGCUUUUGCUUUUAAAAAUGGAGAUGAUAUGAUAUUAACAGUACAAAUAAGUCCUGGGGAUAGAAUGAUGGUUAUUUAUGCAAAUAAUAGAGAUUACUCUGCACCAUUUAAAAAUGAGCCAGAAUUCUUUGCUGUUGAAAAGGGAAUGGUCAUCAGACAACAAAAUGGAUCCUUGAAGGUUUCAUUUUCUGAAAGUGUUGGAGUCACAAUUACCCUAUCAUAUGGUUUUCUUGAAGCUUAUGUAAGCUUAGAUAAGAAAUAUCAGAAUAUGACACGAGGGCUCUUAGGCAAUUUCAAUUAUAUCAAGACAGAUGAUUUUAUAUUUACUAAUGGGACUACACUCACAGAUAAAUCGUCUGAAAGACAACUUCUUCAUUUUGUACAGAGCUGGGCAGUAACUCAGUCUGAAAGCUUAUUUCCAUAUGCUUAUGGGCAAAGCACAUCAACAUUUUCCUUUACAAAUUUCACCCCUUUAUUUUAUGAUGAGCUUAGUUAUGCAAUAACCAAUUCUUCCAGUACAUUUUGUAAUGGAAUGUUUCAAAUACCUUGUAUUUAUGAUUACAUUGCUACUCAAAAUGAAAGUUUAGCAAAACAUUCACUAGAAGUAGCAGAUCAGUUCAUAAUGGAGAAUACCAAUAUGGCAAACCAAGCACCAUUUAUUAAGCUAAAUCAAACAAACUUUGAAAUAUAUAUAAAUACUCCUUUUUUCGUCAAUGUUAGUGGCUUUGAUAUUGAUGGGAACAUUACACACUUCGUAGUAUUAACAAAUGUAAAUUACACUGAAAAGGCAAAAAUUCAAGUUACUACAACACAUAAUGCAACAACUGAAUUUAUAUUUAAGGUUACAGAUUCUAUUGUAGUAACAAUUGGAAUAACAGCUGUUGAUGAUGAAAACUUGCAGUCAGAAGUUAUACCAUUGUCUCUUACUCUCUGUACUGGUUGCAGAGUUGAUUGUGAAGAAAUUAUUGAUGGCUGUGCUGAUAAGCUCUGCCCAUUAGGUUGUACAAAUCUUUCAAACAAUAUAAAUCAGGCUACUGGAGUAUUUUAUAACUGUGAAAAUUGCCCUGUUGGUUUUAUUCUUAGCAUUUCUAAAACCAAGUGUGAAGACUUUGAUGAAUGUCAAACUUUACCAUGUGAUUCUCAUGCUGACUGUGAAAAUACUUAUGGAAGUUUUUUGUGUCACUGUCAGAGUGGUUACCAAACUGUAAACAACAGUUGUGUGGAUACAAAUCAGUGUAAAUCUGUAAACGCAACAUGCAAUUAUGGCUGCAACAAUGACACUCAAGGCUGUUUUUGUAAACAUGGAUUUAUUCUGAAAGAAGAUGGCAUUAAUUGUAUAGAUGUUGAUGAAUGUAAGAACAAUAGUUGCUCACAAAACUGCAGUAAUAGUGAAGGGAGCUUUACUUGUAGCUGUAAGUCUGGUUACAAGAUAAACAGCAAACAUGCUCACAAGUGUGAUGAAUGUCCUGAUAAUAUGUAUGGGUUAAACUGUGCCUCACAAUGUGAAUGUAAGGGCCAUGCUCAACGAUGUGACAGUAUCAAGGGCUGUAUCUGCCAAGACAAUUGGAAGGGAACAAACUGUGACAUUGAUGUUGAUGAGUGUGUAGUAAAACCAAAUAUUUGUCCACCAGAUCAUCACUGUAAAAAUACAUUGGGAUCCUACAGAUGUGACUGUCCUACAGGAUUUGAAGAAGAUAUAAACAGAACUUGCAACAACAUCAAUGAAUGCAACAAUAUUCUGUUAAAUAAUUGCUCCCAAAACUGCAUUGAUGCACCAGGCUCUUUCAUUUGUGAAUGCUUCAGUGGUUUUACAAAACUUUCUAAUGGGACUUGCUUAGAUAUAGAUGAAUGUCAUAAUGGCCAAUCUGGCUGUGAGCAGAUCUGUUUGAAUGUUCCAGGGAGUAGCUACUGUGGUUGUUAUCCAGGUUAUAGAUUAAAGGAUGACAGAAAGACAUGUGAAAAAGAUGCUGUGGAUCCUUGCGUCAAUUUUUACCUUAACUGCAGCCAAGGCUGUACAGGUGUAAAUGGAACACCUCAAUGUUUCUGUCAUACUGGCUUCACUCUUAGCACUAAUAACUUUGAUUGUAUUGAUGUAAAUGAAUGCAAAUCAGAAAAUAACAAGUGUGAUGGAAACUGUGUCAAUACUAUGGGCUCCUACAACUGCUCAUGCCCUGUAGGCUAUAAACUGCAAAAUGAUAAAUUAAGCUGUCGAGCAUGUGAUGCUUAUCACUGGGGAGAUAACUGUGCAACUACAUGUAACUGCAGCAUGCAGGGCACAUCAAGUUGUGAUGCUGAAAUUGGAUGUCAAUGUAAAACAGGCUGGGCUGGGACAUGGUGUGAGAUUGAUCAAGAUGAAUGUUCUAGUGAAUUUUUUCCUUGUCUGCCAUUGUCUUCAUGUAUUAACACACCUGGAUCAUUUGAAUGUCAGUGUAAAGAAGGAUAUAUUGACUUAACUAACCAUACAUGUACAGAAUGUUAUUAUGGAACUAACGGGUACAGUUGUAAUCAAAAUUGCUCAUGUAAUGUAACAAAGGGUAUUUGCUUUGCUGAGAAUGGAACAUGUGAGUGUCUAAAGGGAUGGAAUGAUACAGACUGUAAUACUGAUAUAAAUGAAUCUUGUAGUAAAAUGAAAUUUGGUCGAGACUGCAUUGAGACAUGUAAUUGUGUUCAGCUUCACACUGAGAAAUGCAAUAAUAUUAAUGGAUCCUGUACAUGUAAGCCCGGCUGGACUGGAGUUCAUUGUGAGACAGAUAUUGAUGAAUGUUUAAACACUAGCUACUGUCCAGAUGCUCAUGACCAUUGUUUUAAUGUAAAUGGAUCGGCUGAAUGUAGAUGUGAUGAAGGAUAUGGAAAAUCAAUUGGCCCACUUUGUGAAGAUAUAGAUGAGUGCCUUGAUCCAUCUUACCAGUGUGACUUGAAGACUACGACAUGUAACAAUGCAGAAGGAUCAUAUGAAUGUAUUUGUAAACCUGGACAUUUAACAAAAACAAAUGACAAAUUUGCUUGUACAGUGAACUACAUUUCAUUCCCUUUGACUGUUCAACUUCAGUACCCCAAAGAGAAAAUAAACCCAUUCUUGUUUAUUUCAACGACGACAGAAUCAAAAGUAUUAUCAAGUAAAAUUGCAGAUAGUUUAACUAAAUUUGGUAAAGAAAAACUUGGGCAAGCUAUUUUGCCUUUCAUUAUAAAUAAACUUGUAAAUGGAUCCGUUAUUGCCUAUACAGAACUACAGGUUGAUCAAUUGUAUACUAAUAGUGACUCAGACCCUGCUUCAACGUUUGCUUAUGAACUAAACAAAGCAGGAAAUUUGACUAUUGGUUCUGAAGUAAUUGAAGUACUGGAUGUUUCUGUGUGUAACACUUCAUUGAAAAAGCUACCAAGUUCAUGUGAAGUGUACUCUGUCUUGAAGAACUGUUCAUCUAGUCCAUCAUACAAAGAGAACAUAGUACCAUCAUGUAAAAUCAUAGAAAACAAUACUGCAUUAACAAUUGGACUGUCUGUUGGACUUAGCCUGUUGGUCAUCAUCACAAUAGCUAUUGUGGUGCUUGUUAUCUUGCACUGCAGAAAUAGAAGACAAAAACAUGAUAAAGAGGAAUAUAUUGAAAUUAAUCCACAGCUACCAUCCCCAUUACCAGAUGAUGCUUUUUACAAAACAACUGAGGGUGAACAUGAUUAUAAUAAACCUGAGAAGGAAGAUACAGAUCCUGAUGAACAAUAUCAAAUGAUAUCAACCACAUCAGUGGAACAUGGAGCUAAUUUAACUUACAAAAACCUUGAUGUCAAUCCUUAUGAUGAAAUAGUCAAAGAUGCAGUCAAUAAAACAGCUGCAUUUAGAGAAAGAGCUAUUAGUUCAAACAAUGAAAUUGCUCCCAAGAAGUUGAAUAAUAAACCAGCUGAAGAUUCAGAUACAACCAACAGUACAUACAAUGAAAUACAGAAUAAUCAAAAUAGUGUAAAUGAUAUGAAUUCAGACAUAAACAACACUCCAUACAAUGAAAUCUCCAUCAAUCACGACCAUGAAGUUGCCAAUAGCCUAGAAGAGGAUAACAGUCCUUAUAAUGAAAUUAAUCCUGACGAAGAUAAAGGUCACAAUCCAUACCAUCAAUUAAAUGAAUCUGGAACAAAUGACUUGGACAAGGAACAUGUUUAUGAAAAGAUCCAUAAGUGAACAGUUGAAUCUAAUCUAGGCUUAACCACAUUAGUAAUCCUUAGUUUGAUAUAAUAAACAAUAUUUGUUUGUAAAUCAUGUUCCCUUUUUCAUUCUAACAUUAAAAUUUAAAUGGAGAUUGUUUCCAAUACCAUUAUAUGAAUAUGUUACCAGAAUGUAUAAAACCCCAGCAUGUAUAAAAUAUCUUGGCAAUUUAGCUAUUCCUGUUGUUCUUUGAAUCACAGAAUGAAAGUCCCUGAUUUUCAUAAGAUGGGUGAGUCAAAGUCUUUCAAUCCAGUGGUCAGUUUUCUAAUUUGAUGUUUGGCUUAGCUCUUUCAAGCAUAAUUAUAUUCUACACUCUGCCUGUGGUUGUUUAGGUAAAUGUAUGACCCAUUUCCUAAAUGGAAAUAUUUCAUUAUUCUUGUUUUUUUUAAAGCAGUAUUAAACCAAUUUACUCAAGGUGUUCAAAUGAGUUUGAAUUUAAAUUCAUGUUUGAGUUAUGUUUGCCAUUGUAGUUUGCUACAAGUUAAAUUAUGCAUUUGAUUGUCACUUUAACUUCUCAUGUCCAAAAGUAUAAAUAGUUCACAAUGGUUUAGUCUUUUAUA